UAGCCAAUGGGAUGGAAGAUUUUGCCACCUCUGCUCCAGCUGGCUCCUAUUUAAAGGGACAGCUUGUGAACUGGGAGCAGCAUCCUGAAAGAUUGUGCCAGAAGGUAGCUCAGCAGCCAGCGGGAUGAAGGCUGCCGUGUUCCUGCUGCUCACCCUCCUGGUGCCCGCAUGCCACACACAGGCUCAGUGCAUCAUUGACAAUAUGGUCGAUCUGAAGGUGCAGGCAGCGAUUAGUUCCAUAGUGUCCUCCACCCUGGCCAAAGCCAAGCUACUCUGCCAGGAUGUCUCUGCACGUGGGGCACUUGUCUCCUGCCCAGCAGGGUACAAGCCCACGGCCUGCGCCUGCGGAAUGGCUUGCGGCUCCUGGGACAUUCGCUCCGACUCCACCUGCCACUGCCAGUGCGGAGGCAUCGAUUGGACAGCCGCGCGCUGCUGCAAGAUAGGGCUGGAGUGAUGCCAAGACCCAGCCUGGGGCACUGGAGAGCCCCACCUGGCCUGCUGCCCCCUCGCCGUGGGCCCUGGCACAGAACCAUGGUGUGCCCUUUGUGCCCAGCGCAAUGAAUAAACUUGGAUCUGAGUCU
This is a messenger RNA of Gopherus flavomarginatus (Mexican gopher tortoise), 581 nucleotides long. RefSeq names its product resistin (gene RETN). Bases 125 to 454 code for a protein of 109 amino acids. Gene Ontology annotation, molecular function: hormone activity. The transcript has 4 exons. The record is from RefSeq and is a predicted model, not a curated record. NCBI's taxonomy places the organism in Eukaryota, Metazoa, Chordata, Testudines, Testudinidae. Gene Ontology annotation, cellular component: extracellular region.